Parnassius apollo (apollo) is the source of this 825-nucleotide messenger RNA. The record is from the annotation of a GenBank genome assembly. NCBI's taxonomy places the organism in Eukaryota, Metazoa, Arthropoda, Insecta, Lepidoptera, Papilionidae.
AUGCAUUUUUCAAUCCCUGACGUGCAGCAAUUUCGUGAUGAUAAUGGGAUUACUUAUACGGCAUUUAACAUCUACAUUGAUGGAUUUUUUCAUUGUACUGCUCGCUACAAGCAAUUGCUCAGUCUUCAUGAACAGCUUCAGUCGCAGAAUCCCUACUUGAAACUCCCCCAGUUUCCACCCAAAAAGCUUUUUCUUACAAGUUCACAAAUAGAAGAAAGAAGGAUUUUAUUAGAAAAAUACAUUCAAUUAGUUGGACAAAACCCUAUUUUGGCUUACUCUGACAUUCUCAUUACAUUCCUUUUCUCUGCGCAACAAGAAACUCAUUGCGUCAGAGUACAUGAAGUGGACAUUGAAAUUUCUCUGAUGAACGGCUACAGAAUACCAUUAUCAGUAUCAUCAACAGACUCCUCAGGGACUGUGUUAGAUAUUGCCUGUAAUUAUAUAAAUUUGCCAAAAGAAUAUGUAAAGUUUUUCUCAUUAUAUCUAUUUAAUUGGAGCUGUGCAAAGGAUGGGCAACCAUGUUUAAAAAAAUUAGAAGAAUAUGAAUCUCCAUACAUAUCUCAGAAGUAUGUUAGACCAGAUGAUAAAAUAGUAAUUCGCAAAAGUUACUGGGAUCCUCGUUAUGACAUUGAUGUAAUGUGUGAUAGAGUUGCUUUAGAUCUUUUAUAUUUACAAACUAUAGAAGAUAUUGAUUUAGGAUGGAUUUAUAUAAACUCCCAAACUAAGGAUCUAUUAAAUACACAUGAAUCAAGAAAAGAGAAGAAAGAGGUUGGCAAACACACUAACAAAGACGAUGCAUGUCUUAACUAUGGACUAACUGUCUAG